AUGACACUCAUGGUUCAGCUUGUAGUUGAUGACAUGAUGCUAAUAACGGAUGCAUAUGUAGGAUGGCCGGGAUCAGUGCACGAUGCACGGGUUUUCCGCAACUCUCCACUGUACCAUGACGUUGAAGAUGGACAUAAAUUGGCAGAGCAUCAGUAUCUCAUAGGUGAUACUGCCUACCCGCUCAGAAGCUGGCUGGUAACACCCUUCAAAGACAACGGACACCUGUCGCAGCAGCAACGCAGAUUUAACAGGAUGUUGUCUGGCAAACGCCAAGUUGUGGAAAGAGCCAUAGGCCACCUAAAAGGCAGGUUCCGAAGAUUGCGAGAGCUCAUGUUCCAUGACAUAAGUCAGAUAUGCCAAUUUAUAAUGGCUACAUGUGUAAUGCACAACUUGUGCGUGCUGUCUGAUGACGAUGUGAGCAGUUUCAUCAACUUCGACGACCAAGAUGACAUGGAACUUGAGAAUAUCUUUGCAGAUGCAACAGGUGGACAUGUCAGGAGGAAUGCUUUGGUUGCCCAGUGUUAG
Messenger RNA from Patiria miniata (bat star), 525 nucleotides. RefSeq names its product protein ALP1-like. The record is from RefSeq and is a predicted model, not a curated record. Lineage: Eukaryota; Metazoa; Echinodermata; Asteroidea; Valvatida; Asterinidae. The coding region runs from base 1 to 525 and encodes 174 amino acids. The transcript is spliced from 2 exons.